GUCACGUCUGCUGUGGAUAUAACUCAAACAGGCAGACGCACAACAAGUGAAUGAAGUCUGCAGGACAAGACAUUGAGCUGGGUGGGAGAUUCUUCUCUUUGUCCUGCUGUAAUUGCUUCAGAAUAGAUUGUAGGGGACAGUGUGGCCCCUCCUUGGUUUGGAGCAGCAGAUAGGGUCUAGCCCCACAUCCCAAGACUUGUCCUUUGGGAGAUUACCAGCCAUAGCUGAAGGAUAGUUUACGAUUUCUGGUGAGCUGUCUGUCCAUGUGGUGAUAUUUGCUCUGAUCAGGAUCAUCUCUAAAUCUAAGAUGGCUGCUUCCUAUUUGUGUGUGUUGCUCUUAGCAACAGGACUCUGUUUGUGUUCCACAAUGCAAGUCAGACGGACAUUUAGAGACCCAAGUGGCAAAAAACUUCAACAUAUAGCCCUUCAUGCUCAAACAGGGAAUAUAUUCGUAGGUGCUACCAACAGGCUACAUAAACUCUCUCCAGAGCUGUUUCUUAUUCAGAGUGCCUCAACAGGACCAAGGGAAGAUAACUCUCAGUGCCCACCACCGUUACUUCCAUGCGAGAAAGAAAAAAAACAAACUAGUAGCCAAACCAAAGGAUUAGUCAUUGACUCUAUGCAAAACACACUUAUUUUAUGCUCUAGUCUUUUUCAUGGAUUUUGCCAAAAGGUUUCAUUGAAGAAUAUCACCCAUGUUGAAAAGUUAUUCCUGAAACCUGUGGUGCCUAAUGAUAAAUCAUCAAGUGUCAUGUUCAUUGCACCCAGUGUAAAUUCAGAGCUGGCUUUGUACGUUGCAGCUACCUACAGCAGUAAUGGAAUAAGCACUUAUCGGAAUAUGGUUCCCAGUUUAAGUAGUAGACGACUAACCGACCUGGAAUUUUCUUAUCGAGAUUCUUUUGGAGCAACCGAGAAAAACAUAUUGGAAAAGUUCCGUAGAAGCUUUAAAAUUCGUUUUGUGGAUGGUUUCUCGAAUGAAGGAUUUGUCUAUUUUGUGUCUGUGCAGAAAGAUAAUGUAAAUUCAAGCAGGUAUAUUUCCAAGAUCAGCCGAAUUUGUCAAGAGGACAAGUACUUUUACUCCUAUGUAGAGCUGCCACUUUUCUGUGAAAAUGCCAGUGGUCAGAGGUAUGACAUCAUCCAGGGAGUCCAGGUUCACGAAGGGAGACUGUACACAGUCUUCUCACAGAAUAUCACCUCUUCCACAAUGCCACCAGGAAUGUCUGCGUUUUGUGACUAUGAUAUGGCAGACAUUGACCAAUUGUUCAACAAGACUGUCAGCGACUGCUUUCAGGGUAAAGGGACAAUUGGACCAGAGUUCUACACACAGAGACACACCUGCAAGAAAACAGGGGCACCUGUUGACAUGUGUGGCCAGUCUGAUGUUGCUGAAGCCUAUUCCUCCAUCGAGGGCUCUCUGGCGGUGCGGUCAUCAACCAAACUUGAGAUGCCAGACACAGAUGCAUCUGCUUUGUUUGUCAAACAAGAAGGCAGACACCUCAUUUGUUACAUUGGGACGUCUGCAGCUGAAAUCAGCAAGGUUUUGGUGACAAAGGAUACUGCCAUUGUUGUGGAUACUCAGAAGACAGAUGCUCGUGGACAAAUCAAGAAAAUCCUCCAGGCUCCAGACAAGCAUGAACUGAUCAUCCUGACUCCAGCUAAGGUGGUGCUGUUGUCCAGUGACCACUGUGAGGAUCAUGCCAGCUGUGAUGACUGUAUGACCGUGUCAGAUCCUAUUUGUGGCUGGUGUGUCAUGCAGAACAGGUGCACCUCAACAGACAUGUGUAAGUCAUCAGCAAUCACUCCUCAUUGGCUGCCAUCAGCCGACCAAUCAUGUGCCAGCAUAAAAAACAUCCAACCAGAAAUGUUCAGCUUUGAGAGUCUCGAAAACAAACAAGAUUCAAAACAGAUCACAUUCGAGCUUGACAAGGUUGCUGUCCAACAGAAGAACAGUGACGAUCUCCAAUGUUUGUUUGUUGCUGGGGAAACAAGGCAUGGAACACAAGCCUCUCUCCAGAAUGACAGGAUUACCUGCCCCUUGCCAGAGAAGGACCGCCUGCCAACCAUUCCUCAUGGUAAGGCGAAUAGCCCACAACCAACUCUGAAAGACCACCAGAACCUCGUGCUGCAGUUCCAUGUGCAGGGCCGAUCCAUCGUCACUCGCAGCGUUGCCGUCUAUGACUGUCGUGUUCAUCAAAACUGUACCGGUUGUACAUCCAGCACCUUCCAGUGUCAGUGGUGCCCUGCCUCCAAUACCUGCAUCAAGGACUCCUCCACCUGCCAGACGGGCAAUGCUGUGUCCUCGUCAGACUCAUGUCCUCGCAUUGAGACUGCUGCAGCCGACACAGACAUCCUUGUCCACUCCAUGGAGGAGAAACAAAUCGCGGUCAGAGUACGAAAUCUGCAGGGGGAUCAGACCAAAAACAUGAAGUGUCACUUCUCCUACCUGGGCGAGACCAAGGUUGUGGAAGGCACAAUCCAGUCCACCAGCCUCACCUGUAGUCCUGUCAAGUUCAUGUACAACAGCACCGUCUUGCCGUACGUGACAGCCUCGUUCAGUGUGACAGCCGGAGGGAGUGACUUCCCCUUGGAUAACCCCAGUGGCAUCAAAGUGCGUAUCUACAAGUGCCCACUAAUGGUCACCAACUGCGGCAAGUGUCUGAGUAUGGACGCGGAGUACAACUGUGGCUGGUGCGAGUACAGCUGCACCCUACAGAAACACUGCAAGGGGAACUGGCUGGACCGCUCGGAGACCUGCCCCAACCCACAGAUCCUCAGGUUCAGCCCAGCUAAUGGUCCUAUCCAAGGCAAGACAAACAUAUCAGUGACGGGUAUCAACCUCGGCAAGACGUACACGGACAUCACCAGCGAUGUCACGGUCGCAGGCAUCAAGUGCUCCGUCAUCCCUGACCACUAUGAACCCUCAUCCAGGUUUACCUGUGAGACGGACAAGUCCAAUGCUGCUGCUAGUGGUACAAUCAAGGUGACGGUUGAUGGAAAAUACACAGCUGAGUCAGACUCACCCUUUCACUUCGUUGUGCCCUUGGUGCAGGACCUCAAACCCGAACAGGGCCCCAAGUCGGGUGGCACAGUCAUUACCAUCAGUGGCUUGUACAUGAACACAGGCAGCAGCACAUCAGUCAGUCUCGCUGGGGCACCGUGUGAGAUGGUUAGAUCCAACAAGACUGUGAUUGAGUGCAAGACCUCGCAGCAUAUUUCCGACGACAACAAGGUUGAAGUUGAGGUCAACUUUGGAGGGUUAAAAAAGCUGGUCCCAAAGACAUUCGAAUACAUCACUGACCCCACCAUCACCUUGAUUGAACCAAAGAGCGCCAUUCUUAGCGGCGGGACGUCCAUCACUGUCAUGGGACAGGAUCUCGACCUCAUCCAGAACCCCAUGUUCUUCACCACCCAUGGAGGAAACAUCUACACCUCGAAAUGCCACCACGACAACAAAUUCCAGAUGCAGUGUCCUGUUCCCGGAAUCCCUGCUCGCGGUUUGAACGUGUCGGCUACCAGCCCGCUAGAAGUGCAUUAUGGGUUCCACAUGGAUGGUGUCAUGACCUUGAAGAACAUCUCUCACCUUGCCCAGUUUGGCCUCCUCAUGUAUCUCCCUGACCCGCAGAUCUACAAGUUCCCCGGUGACGCCCACACCAAGAACUACAUCAAGAAGGACCACUUGUCCAUCAAGGGAGAUUUCCGCAGUAUCCCUCCACUGAUGUCCAACGUUGUGGUGUAUGUUGGCCAGGACGUGUGCCUGAACCCCGCCGCCACGGACACUGCCAUCACUUGCCGCCCCCCAAGCGCACCAGGCGGCAUCGACAGCAGUGGCAAGGCACUUGUGAGGGUUCAGAUCGGGAACAUCAACCGCCAGGUGGGAUACCUCCAGUACUACGACAUGUCCAGCCAGGACAAACCAAUCGCUCUCGGAGUCAUUCUGGGCGUCGUACUCCCCAUCCUCGCGAUCAUCGUCCUGCUCACCAUCUGUGUUAUCCGUCGUCACCGCAAACACGGCCCCAGCGAGAACUACAUCCCCGAUGUGCUGAAGGACUACGAGGGCAAGAAGGAGGAGGAGGAGAUUGGCAUGAACCAUGUGUCUGUCAAGGCGGACAUGAACGGACAGAUGACCGAUGAUAAAGAUUCAGGCCCGUACAUUGCGGAGCUACUGGGGAAGUUCGAAGACACGGCCCUCCGUCAGAACAUCAGCUCCAUGUUGAUAGCUCGCAGUCGGCUGGACAUUGGCGAACUUAUCGGAAAAGGCAACUUUGGUGCUGUUUAUAAAGCGCAGUAUCAACGGACAGAAGAUGAGAAACCUGUACAGGUGGCUGUUAAAACACUACAAGGUAAGAACACGGAGGUCGAAGCCAUGCAGGCGUUCCUCCAAGACACGGUACUUCUCAAGGACCUGCAGCAUCCCAACAUCCUGUCCGUGGUGGGCGUGUGUGUCACCGCUAGCGACGACCCCACUGUCAUCAUGCCCUUCAUGGCCACUGAGGAUCUCAAAAACUUCAUCCGGGAACCAUCUAAGAACAUAACAGUAUUAGAACUAGUAGAUUUUGCCCGCCAGAUAUCGGAGGGAAUGACGUAUCUAGAAGGUGUGAAAGUUGUCCAUAGGAAUCUAGGAGCCAGAAACUGCAUAGUAACCCCCGAGAAGACAAUCCUGCUGACUGAGUACGGCAUCACACGAACGCUGUUCCCACAAGACUUCUACUUUGGUGAUGACAGCACUGUGAAGGUGCUGCUCAAAUGGAUGGCACCUGAAGUUAUUGACGACUUCAACUUCUCCAGCAAGUCCGAUGUGUGGGCAUAUGGUGUGGUGAUGUGGGAGCUGUUGACAAGGGGGGUAACUCCGUACCCCGAUGUGGACAGUGCUGAUCUUCCUGCCUACAUCAAGGGAGGCAAGCGGAUGAAGAAACCCAAACAGUGUCCGGAAAACAUGUACCAGCUGAUGCAGAAAUGUUGGACUGAGAAACCAGAAGACCGACCCACAUUCCAGGCUGUUCAAGAUGAGCUCAAGACUUUCAUCCAAUCAGAUGAAGGUGUGGACGAAGGGGCGGAGUCAAAGCCACUCAUGAGCAAUGUUGAUAUUGGUGGAUCAACGGAGUACUUGGAAGUGAUUGGAUAAUUGGAGACUGUUUUUGACUUUCAAGACCUUAUUCCCCUGCAAUAAAUUGCCACACAGAUUGUUCAGGGAUCAACUAUAUUGCCAUGAUGAUAUGGAAGUCCUAGGAUCAGAAUCUCAUAUCCGAACAGAUGAUACUUUGAUAAUCUGAUUGGAUAAAGUUUUAGAUAAUGUCAUUUGAUUGGCUGAAACAUAUUUGAAAUUCCAUGCUUGUCAGCAGUUUGAAAUCAUCUAUUUCGUAAAUGUUGUAUGACUUGCUAAAAAGAAAUAGCCAUCUGUUUUAUGACAUGCCGGAAGAAGACUACGAUGGUACAGAUAUGACAGUGUGAAGAAAGUGAACAAACAAAAGAGGAAAUUUCCCACUGCUGAAAUAAUUAUUGUUCACAUCAGUUAAAACACAUUUUCACACAACAAACAAGAAUUCCACAAGCGGGUGUACCCCCUGAUAUGGCAUCCCUAUAUGAUGACAUUCGUACAAGGGGUUUAUGAAAAUGGACACUGAGAAAUCCUGAUUUCUCCUGAAACAGAAUGAUAUUCAAGUGUGACAAUAACGUGUGCCUCUGCAGUGUUUGGUGGAAGUCACAUGAUGCGAACUGGGGCCACUGUAUAAUACCGGUAACAUGUUGAUGCAUUUUACAAGACUUUUUUUAUUUUUAGUUUUACAUGACACUUAACUUACUGAUGGUGCUAUGGACCUAGUUUAAUGAAACAGUGCAAAACCCGACAUAGGUACUUUUAUCAUAUAUAGAUCUGGAUCUGGUUUUACAUAGGGUUAGUCGGGGGUAGGUGUAUCCUUACUUGGGACUAAGUCCAGCGGCAGCUUAUUAUGCCAUCAACUUUUGUUGAAUUUCUUUUUUAGUUAUAUAUCAUGUAUGAAUUCUUGAACCAGCUAAGAUGAUUAUAAAAAGUUGGAAGCAUUGGUUCAUUCACUGUUUCAGUUGCUGGAAACCUGAUCACAGAUUUAUGUAUUUUGAAAGUUUACCUGAGGACCAUGACUUUAUCAGCAUUAAGCUUAAUAUCAAAUCAAACUUAUUUUCAGUGAUUACAUUUUAUAUCAUCUGUGCAAACUUAAAGCGUUUUUGUAAUAUUUUGAGAUGUGGUGAACAAAAUACAUUUUCAAUUCUCUGUUUUCCGUCCGUAGGCUUCUUUUACAUCCAACUAACAGCUGUUUGUUGCAUAUUGGGGGGGGGGGGAUAAAUGUUCACUCAUUACCUCCAAGACAGUGAUGUAACAUUUGCACCAAUGAUGAUCGAUACUUCAAAAUUCUUAGAUUGAUUUGUUUUUCUCGUAAAAUUAGAACACAACAGCUGUCAAUAGUUGGAAAUUAUGCACAAAAUCCUGCAAUAAUUUCAACUGCCUCAUUUGAUGAACUUGGAUGCAUGUGUCAUAUUGAGUAGUCUCCCUUUGUUGUACAUUUCAAAUUCUGCUUUUAAGAAUGGCUCUGUCCAUGUUAAUUAUGGUGCAUGUGUGAUAUGUGAAAUACAUCCUUUUGAUGGAGGUACAAGUAUUUUUCAGUAGAUAGUUAGGUGUGUUUGAAAUAUUCUAUUCUUUUACAACCCCAACAUCAAGCUCCUCACAGUGAUAGCCCGUUCGCAGAGCUCUCUAUAAUAUUGCCGACACCAGUCAAAGCUCUCCACUGUGAUUUGUGGCUACAACCAUGCUUGGAGUUUAACUUGCAACCAAUUGAUCGUUAUGUUUACAAACAAGGGAGAUAUUCAUGACGCCAAAUACUCUUACCCCAGCUAAAUUGUUGGGUUUUUUAAAUUGUUAAUUUGAAUUUCUAUUUCAUUUCCAAUAUCAUGUAAUUGGUAUUGUAAGAAUUGGAAGGGGGAAGUUGGGUGAUUUUCAGUUCGUCUGCAAUCUCAAACCAAUCUGAUCAAACAAACAAUUGAUCUCAGAAAGAAAUCAGUCAUAAACCUUUUUAAAAUUCUCUUUGAUGGCAUUCCCAAAGACAAGCAUAAACAUUACUACAUUUGGGGUUUGAGGGCAGAUUAAAAAUAUCUUGUAAUGGCCACUCUCACACUGACGGCAGUGAUGUUACCGAGGGCAUAACGAAGGUGUCACAUGCUGGGAAGGAGCUUGUCCCAUCAUUGUAGAAGGGAGUUAACUCCAAUGCUAAACUCAAUGGGAGAUAACUCUAGCUAAGGAUGGCUUAACCCUCCUCCAUAUUGUAAAACAGUAAGCAGUAGAUGUGCCCAGUGUUUUAUAUGUAAGAUAAUCACAUAUUUAUUUUUAUGUCUGUGUAUGUCUGCUGCAACUGGAUACCCCCUGUCUUACCAGUGAUGUUAGCAUGAAUAUUCAGGCCUACAUACAAGAACUGAGUGUUAGCCGGUAAAUCUAUUAGUGCUGACACGACUGAUCAACAUUAGACUUCUCAAUAUUUUUUCAGGUGCUGAAACAAUAUUUGCAAUGAUCAGAUUUCUCAAUGUCAUGUCAACAAAUGAUUUAUUACAGAAAGAGAAGAUUCUUUCUUUGAAAUGCAGUUCACUUGGUAGAAGUUCAAAUUUAAAAAAUUUCACAUACAUUGUGUCUGUAACAUUACAUAGGGCUGAAUAUUUGGGUUGGGUUGGAAGUUGUACAAGUGUGCAUGUCCCUAGGUAGAAUGUGUGUAGACAGUGGACAUCCUCAGGCUGCAUAGACGCUCCAUGUUAGAAAUGAAAUCAUGUUGUAAACAUCUUCCUCAAUAAGUAAUCAUGUGCUCUUGAACUACCAACUAUUUCUCUACAACCAGUAUUGCAUGUGAUAUAAUAUUCUCAAGGAGUCAUCCCUUCACAAGCACCUGUCACAUUCUUUCACUUACUCCGUUGGUGCUGAAGAAAAACAUUCACAGUGUUUUGAUGAAGUUGUUAAAGUUGUGCUUAAAAGCAAUAUGCAUAAUGAAUUUCUGCCUUUUAAAAAAAUUUCUGGAAAAUUGAUUUUAUAUUGCAGAAAUAUUGAUUGAGAAAAACAUGAUUGAUUUUUAAUUAUAUGUAAACUAUACAAAUUUGAUGCGUUUAUAUAUAAUGCAGAAUUGCUCUCUUAAACUUGGAUAAAAUAUUUUCAUAACUCUUGCCAAAUAUUUCUAACUUUUAGGAAAAGAUUUAAAUAUUUUUUAUGAUGUGCUUCCACUUUUGGUAUUUUUGUACAAGUUUGGUAAUUCCUAUGUAUUUACGUUUGUGUACAGCAAUCAAAUUGUGUACUCUUUGAUAACAUCAUUUCUGUUGAGUAUUGAACAACAUGUACACAAUCUAUUUUCUAGACUGCAUGUGUGUGAUUAGGAAACUCAUGUAAGACAUCUGUGAGUUUUAUUCUGAAUAAGGAUUGAUGCACUCUGGAUCAGUUUCAGUGAGACUGAGCUGAGUUGGUGGUGUCCUAAUCGAUGAAGUGUAUCAGUUAUGUAAUUGGUUAAACCUCAAUUAAUUUGCAAAAUUUAGAUGUUUGCUCAACUGGUUUUUGUUCAUAUCCUGUAUAGUUGUGUAUGAAUAAAUGAACUUUGUACCUCACAGACUACCAUGGUACUGUGGACAAGAAAUUAAGCGAGUCUUGUGGUACAGAAUGACAUCCCUUGAAACCAAAAUAGUGUUACCCAUUUUCUAGGUAGGGUGAUACCAUGGUAGUUUUGUGGGGAUGACAGGUUCCCAUGUAUACAUGUGAUGGCAGAUGCGUGAGACCAGUAGUCUAGCUGUAGAUCUAUGCACUGUAAUGUCAGUUGAUUUUUCUACUUAUAUGGUGCUUGCCGAGCUCCUGUACAUAGGACAGAUGCGCUUUUAACCACAAUUGUAAUGUGCUUCAUACAACCUUUGUCUAUAAUCAAAGCGAUCUUAGUGACAUUUUGACUAAUUUAUGAUGUUUUUAAUUUUAUAUGGCUUUUGAUAAAUAAAAGCUAAGCUUUGUA
Messenger RNA from Haliotis rufescens (red abalone), 8993 nucleotides. RefSeq names its product plexin A3-like. The transcript has 29 exons. NCBI's taxonomy places the organism in Eukaryota, Metazoa, Mollusca, Gastropoda, Lepetellida, Haliotidae. The record is from RefSeq and is a predicted model, not a curated record. Bases 308 to 5122 code for a protein of 1604 amino acids. Gene Ontology annotation, molecular function: semaphorin receptor activity; ATP binding; protein binding. Gene Ontology annotation, biological process: semaphorin-plexin signaling pathway involved in axon guidance; positive regulation of axonogenesis; negative regulation of cell adhesion. Gene Ontology annotation, cellular component: semaphorin receptor complex.